Molecule: messenger RNA, 12334 nt
Organism: Haliotis rufescens (red abalone)
Lineage: Eukaryota; Metazoa; Mollusca; Gastropoda; Lepetellida; Haliotidae
Product: BAI1-associated protein 3-like
Exons: 35
Coding region: 307-4122 (1271 amino acids)
Source: RefSeq, a predicted model, not a curated record
CAAUACUUCGCGUUUGACAACUGGCCUGCGGACGCUGGUAUACCAGCUGCGUAAGGCGGGACAGCGCACUGUGGACCUCAUCAGGGUGUACCUCAUCAGGGUGUACCUCAUCAGGGUGGAUCAUACAUAUACCCCAGAACGGACCAGCUACAGACAGUAGAUGUGACGCCAAGGGUUGAACAGCUGAGUGACGCCAAGGUUGACCAGCAAGUGACGCCAAGGUUGAGCACCAAGUGACGCCAAGGUUGACCAGCAAGUGACGCCAAACGUUGACCAUCAAGUGACACCAAACGUUGACCUGCUGAUAUGAUGGAGCGAAUGAAGCAGUGGUUGGGGAUAUCCCGCGAGUCCAGCCCCACCCGGUCCCCGCCAGGGUCUCCGGCUUCCCACGCCCCAGUGAGUCACGUGACACGGCCCUCGAAUGUCUCACCCAGUAAGCCUAGAUCUAUCGACCAAUCAGAAGUCAAGAAAGCAGAAAUGGCGACAUCGUCUUCCCUUCCGGCGCCCGCGCGACGUCGGUCAAGGUCAAAGUCACCAAGUAGACCUGGACGGCAGCGACAGACCAGCAGUGGAAGUCGAACUCUUGGACUGACAAAGACGUCUGACGACGAAACGUUCUUGCCACGGGCACAUCAGAAUCCCGAGGUACAGGAAUCGGAUGGAAAUUUCUUUGAGAGUUUUACGGCUUUAGCCUGGAGGCAGGAGAAUAAACGUCUUCGACUAGCAAGCGAGGAUGAGAAAGAGGCUGAAAAACCACCACCUUCUGAAACCAAGUUUGGUGCCAAGCCAAAGCAUCACCAACUUAGCCGGAAAGAGUAUGAGCUGCUCUACAUUGAGGUGCUCUACACCAUCAAGCACAAGAUCGGGACAACCACCAGCUGCCACUCGCCGUUCAUCCAGGACCUCUACCAAUACGCCCAGGAGGCGUUCGGGGUGCGGCCGGAGGACCAUGCUCGUCUCCUUGCCAAGGCCACUGAGGAGAAGCCUCCAAUUGUCAUCCUCAACAUAUCUGUGAUUGAAGCUAAGGGACUGUUGGCCAAAGAUGCAGACGGUUUCAGUGACCCCUACUGCAUGCUGGGGAUCCAGCCGAGCCAUCCCUCUGAAGGCGAUCCCAACACCUUGUUCUCAUCUGACGAGGAAUCAGGGACAAGGACGAAGGAGAAGGAGCGCCGUGGACUGCGUAAGUUCUCGACCAGUCUGCGCAAGAAGAAGGACAAGGAACUUGUGAAGGACCUGGUGCCUGCCAAAUACAUCCAGACAACCGCUGUGAUACCCAACACUCUCAACCCUGAGUGGAAUGAAAAAUUCCGAUUUGACUUGGAUGCUGCCCACACUGACCGGUUCCAUUUGGACAUCUGGGAUCACGAUGAGGAGUUCUCUGUCAUCGAUGCUGCCAAGAGCCUGAAUGAGGUGUCGGGCUUCAGGGGGCUCGGACGUUUCUUCAAACAGAUUGCUCAGUCAGCCCGCACCAAAAACGACAGCAGUAUCGAUGAUUUCCUGGGCUGUGUGGACAUAGGACUUGACAACAUCCCGUCUGUGGGGCUGGACCAGUGGUAUCAGCUGCAGGGCAGGUCCUCCAGGUCAAACAUCCAGGGGGAGAUCCACCUCAAGCUUAAGUUAGCCACGAGGGAAGAUCGAGGCAUCCCUGAAGAUGACAACUGGACAGACGUCAAACAGCAUGAAGAUCUUAUGUGUAUAUUUAUUGAACAUGAAGUCAGAAAAUUUAAUGACCCUUCCUUCAAGUGGACUGGGGACCUGCCCCAGGCUGCCCUCACCAUCCUCCACCAGCAUGCCAUACAGGGGGACGUCACGGAGGUGCAGCAGGCUGUCUGUCGGUGGAUGGCCCACAGCCGGCAGCAUGCCAAGUACCCGCUUUCCUACAGCCUGCUUCUGGCUCAUCUGACCAACCUGGACAAGGUGUGGAAGCCUGCCACUCUCUCCAGGGAUGAGGAGGAGAGCCUUGCUGAGUCAUUCAACCUGUUCAUAGAAUACUGCUUGACUCUACUUCACCGACAACGGGAGACCUUCCCACCAUCAAACAGGACAGCCUUCUCGAGGCUGGAGGGCAUGUUUAGGUGCCUGGCCAACAUCUACAGCAUGAAGGUGUUCAAGAAGUGCUGCCCAUUCCAGAAGGAGCUGCACUCCGAGAUCACAGCUGUCGUAAAGCGUGGGAACCAGGACUGGUACGAGAGGCUGUACAGUAGCUGCAGAUCCCAGACCAAGCGUGAGGAGGACAGCCUGCAGAGCCUGAUCGAGCUGACAAACCACUUGAAUGCCGACAUCUACCGGGGCAGCCAGUACUACAACAGCAUCUUUGAGAGUCUUGUGAGCGUGAACUACUUUUCCUUGACCUAUCGACAGCUGGAAAAGAUGCUUGCCGCGGACAUCAGCCAAGGGCUGGAGGAGGAGCUUGGCGAAGAAGUCAACCAGGAUAUCUCUGUCAUCCUCAAGAAGAUGGACUGCGACCGGGAACUGGACAGCUUGGGCCCCCCACCCCCAACCAUGGGCACCACCUUGUUUGAGCUGUACCUUGCCUUGCAGGAGUUUGCCAGAUACUCAAACAACUUACCACCUGGAGAACUGAGGAGUCUGGCCAUCUCCCAGUACUAUGAGUGGUUUGGCUUCGCUGUCAGCAAGUGGCUCUGCAUUGCCAGACACAAGGCUCUCAAGAGGAUCCGCAAAGCUGUGGAACUUGAUAAGGUGGCCCAGGUGGAUGCUGUGGUGAAGUAUAGCACGUCUGCUGUGGAUGUGUGCUGUUGCUUUGCCCAGAUCACUGAGUUCUGGAAGCAGCUGUCCUGGCCAGAUCUGGUGGGAGCCUACCAGUUUGUACACCGACUUGUUGAGGACAUCAGCAAUGGGGCUCAGCUGUAUGCGGACUUGGUGCAUGAGAAGCUGACUGCUGCUGGCUACUAUGAUGACGAGGGGCAGUUUGAUAUCACUGAGCAGCUGUGCAUCACCAUCAACAACAUUGAGCAGGUGCGUCGGUCGCUGUGUGUGCUUCCAGAGUCACUUGAGUUUAACGCAAUACAACGCGCCCUGGAGGCCACAGGCGGAGAUGGAGCAGAACAGCUGGAUGCGCAUUCUCUGAGGAAGAAGCUGUGUCAGGCCGACUCGGCCAUGAUCAGGAAGAUCACACAAGUGGUGGACAGGGUGGCCGACAAGAUGCGUCCUGACAUCAAGAAGGAUGUGUUCCACCUGAAUUGGGCCCCAGAGUCACUCCCUGCAGACGAUGCGGUUGGUGACCUCCUGGAGUACCUGGACAGCAAUCUGCUCACUCUCAACAACAACCUGCUCAAGACCAACUUUGACCGAAUUUUAGAGUCAAUAUGGGUGGAAGUGUUGGAGGAGUUCAAGGAUGUGCUGGACAAUGAGGAGGUGAGACCUCCCAUCUUCUACCAGCGCAUGUUUGACGCCCUUGGUCUUCUGGUCGAUUUCUUCCAUGCUAAAGGGAAAGGGCUGAACAUGGAGGAUAUCCUUUCCCAACAGUUCCAGGAGUUGCGAGAGCUGCUGACCUUCCACAAGAUGGACACCACGUCUCUGAUUGAGACCUUCUACAUCCAGAUGGCCGAGAUCCAGAAGCAGCAAGAGAGUACAGAGUUUGGUGUCCUCAACUUCCGUGCUGUGUACAGAUAUGACUCUCACACUCUGUAUGUGGAAGUUCUGAGUGCCAAGGAUCUCAUCCCACUGGAUGCCAAUGGUCUCAGUGACCCCUUUGUGCUGGUGCAGCUCUGUCCGGACCAUGUGUUCCCCGACAUCACUGUGCAGAGCACGCAGGUCGUCAAGAAAACUCUACAUCCACUCUUUGAGGAGUCAUUUGAGUUUGCCGUCAAUCCUGGCCAGUGCCAGCACAAGGGGGCCACGCUGCUGUUUACUGUCAUGGACCACGACCUGGUGUUCCAGAACGACUUUGCCGGCGAGGUGUACCUGGCGAUGGAGGACGUCCCCGGAGUCAGUGGCGAGGAGGUCAAGGGCUAUGAUGCCCUCAGCAUCAUCUCCCUCCCUCUCAUACAGCCAAAACACAAAGCUUAUGGUGCCUUGCAGAUCCUGGCACAGCGGGUCUGGGACAAGGAGGCGCAGGAAUUCGUGAAGAAACGGAGCAAGGUGGAGGAACAGGCAGCCUGAAGGUCCAAAGUCAGUCACAUGACCUCGCUUUUGAAGUUGUACGUCGGGGUCAGUCAGCUGCAUGAUGAUGUGUCUGUGCUCCUGUUGAAGACUGUGCUUCUUUAUACAUAUGUGUGCCUGUGUGCCCCCUGGCGAUGUGUUGCCAAGCUAUCAGACAACAGCUGCCAUGGAGACAUGACAGGAGGAUUAUAACUUCUACAGGCAGAUCAUUGAGAUGAGAUUUCAUCUUGCUUAAAAUAAGUGGAGAGGAUAUACAGCUGAAAGAUAUUUUGUAUCAAAGACCAGUGUGAUGGUCACUGUUAACUGCAAAAGUAAACUGAAAAAAUCUGUCAUGUUUGGAAUAAUACGAAACAUGAUAUACACAAAGUUAUUGAGGAGUUACGUGUACGACUCACAGAGCUGCACAAUUUGAAUACUUAACUCACUGUGUAAAAUCCGCGUGAGAACUCUGUGUGAUUGUGUUGGAUUGUGUUCCCAUAAGACACUGUGUUUUCUCUACCCACAAGGCACUGUGUUUCCUCUACCCUCAAGAUACUGUGUUACCUCUCCCCACAAGACACUGUUUCCUCUCCCCACAAGAAACUGUUUCCUCUACCCUCAAGAUACUGUGUUUCCUCUACCCUCAAGAUACUGUGUUUCCUCUACUCACAAGACACUGUAUUUCCUCUACCCACAAGACAGUUUCCUCUACCCACAAGACACUGUUUCCUCUACCCUCGAGACACAGUGUUUUCUCUACUCACAAGACACUGUAUUUCCUCUACCCACAAGGCACUGUGUUUCUUCUACCAACAAGACACUGUAUUUCCUCGACCCACAAACAUCAUCCACAGCAGAGGUGACAAAAAUCUUCUGAAGUGCAUAUUAAUUUCUUCUAAAACAAUAGAAAACAUGUUUACGCUUUUAGUAGAUUCUUGGAGUAGAAGUAACGGUGAAAAGGAAGAAGUGAGGUAUGCAUGCUCACAUGUUAUCCCAGCACACCACAGGUACAUGUUACAGAACUAGGACAUCUGUGUGUCACACAUCUCACAUCUCCAUAACUUUGUGACAGAACCUCAUACUUUGCCUGACAGAGUUUUAGUACCCUCUGCAGCCAUUGUUUCAUGGUGACACAAACACAAGCAACAGGUGUCAGUGCAGCCAUUGUUUCAUGGUGACACAAACACAAGCAACAGGUGUCUGUGCAGCCAUUGUUUCAUGGUGACACAAACACAAGCAACAGGUGUCUGUGCAGCCAUUGUUUCAUGGUGACACUAACACAAGCAACAGGUGUCUGUGCAGCCAUUGUUUCAUGUCGACACUAACACAAGCAACAGGUGUCUGUGCAGCCAUUGUUUCAUGGUGACACUAACAUAAACAACAGGUGUCUGUGCAGCCAUUGUUUCAUGGUGACACUAACACAAGCAACAGGUGUCUGUGCAGCCAUUGUUUCAUGUCGACACUAACACAAGCAACAGGUUCCUGUGCAGCUAUUGUUUCAUGGUGACACUAACAUAAACAACAGGUGUCUGUGCAGCCAUUGUUUCAUGGUGACACUAACACAAGCAACAGGUGUCUGUGCAGCCAUUGUUUCAUGGUGACACUAACAUAAACAACAGGUGUCUGUGCAGCUAUUGUUUCAUGGUGACACUAACACAAGCAACAGGUGCCUGUGCAGCCAUUGUUUCAUGGUGACACUAACACAAACAACAGGUGCCUGUGCAGCCAUUGUUUCAUGGUGACACUAACACAAGCAACAGGUUCCUGUGCAGCCAUUGUUUCAUGGUGACACAACACAAGCAACAGGUGUCUGUGCAGCCAUUGUUUCAUGGUCACAUUAACACAAGCAACAGGUGCCUGUGCAGCCAUUGUUUCAUGGUGACACUAACACAAGCAACAGGUUCCUGUGCAGCCAUUGUUUCAUGGUGACACAAACACAAGCAACAGGUGUCUGUGCAGCCAUUGUUUCAUGGUGACACAAACACAAACAACAGGUGUCUGUGCAGCCAUUGUUUCAUGGUGAGUGCUUGUACCAUAUGCUUGAUUUUAAGGGGUAGAGUAUAUAUCACAUGCUUGCUUCUGUCUCUGGUACAAUAUAGUUCUUGUAUCUAUCACAAUGUACACCAUCUUAGCUCACCUUUCUCUUGGUUCUUGUAUGAUUGUAUUUCUCACAACUGCACUCUAUUUUUGUGUUAAUUUCUUGAUACACACAUCUGUAUUCAAAGUUGACAGGUUAUUGAUUCAGUACUAUUUUGUGGAUAACAUUUUUCACGUGCUCCCUGGCUAGAUGACGAAUGUGUAUAUCUUCACAGUCUCAUCAAGCUAGUGUGUAGGAAGCACUGUGACAUCAAGCUUGUGUGUAGGAAGGAGGGUGACAUCCAUCUAGUGUGUAUAUCUUCACAGUCUCAUCAAGCUAGUGUGUAGGAAGCACAGUGAUAUCAAGCUAGUGUGUAGGAAGCAUGGUUAAAUCAAGCUUGUGUGUAGGAAGCACGGUGACAUCAAGCUAGUGUGUAUUUCUUCACAGUCUCAUCAAUCUAGUGUGCAGGAAGCACGGAGAUAUCAAGCUUGUGUGUAGUAAGCACGGUGAUAUCAAGCUAGUGUGUAGGAAGCACGGAGAUAUCAAGCUAGUGUGUAGGAAGCACGGUGACAUCAAGCUAGUGUGUAUAUCUUCACAGUCUCAUCAAGCUAGUGUGUAGGAAGCACGGAGAUAUCAAGCUUGUGUGUAGGAAGCACCGUGACAUCAAGCUAGUGUGUAGGAAGCAUGUCGACAUCAAGCUAGUGUGUAGGAAGCACAGAGAUAUCAAGCUAGUGUAUAGGAAGCACGGUGACAUCAAGCUAGUGUGUAGGAAGCAUUGUGACAUCAAGCUAGUGUGUAGGAAGCAUGGUGACAUCAAGCUAGUGUGUAGGAAGCACGGUGACAUCAAGCUAGUGUGUAUAUCUUCACAGUCUCAUCAAGCUAGUGUGUAGGAAGCACGGUGACAUCAAGCUUGUGUGUAGAAGGCAUGGUGACAUCAAGCUAGUGUGUAUAUCUUCACAGUCUCAUCGAGCUAGUGUGUAGGAAGCACAGUGAUAUCAAGGUAGUGUGUAGGAAGCACGGUGACAUCAAGCUAGUGUGUAGGAAGCAUGUCGACAUCAAGCUAGUGUGUAGGAAGCACGGUGACAUCAAGCUAGUUUGUAGGAAGCAUGGUGACAUCAAGCUAGUGUGUAGGAAGCACGGUGACAUCAAGCUAGUGUGUAGGAAGCAUGGUGAUAUCAAGCUAGUGUGUAGGAAGCAUGGUGACAUCAAGCUAGUGUGUAGGAAACACGGUGACAUCAAGCUAGUGUGUAGGAAACACGGUGACAUCAAGCUAGUGUGUAGGAAACACGGUGACAUCAAGCUAGUGUGUAGGAAGCAUGGUGAGAUCAAGCUAGUGUGUAGGAAGCACAGUGAUAUCAAGGUAGUGUGUUGGAAGCAUGGUGACAUCAAGCUAGUGUGUAGGAAGCACGGAGAUAUCAAGCUAGUGUUUGGGAAGCACAGUGAUAUCAAGGUAGUGUGUAGGAAGCACGGUGAUAUCAAGCUAGUGUGUAGGAAACACGGUGACAUCAAGCUAGUGUGUAGGAAACACGGUGACAUCAAGCUAGUGUGUAGGAAGCAUGGUGACAUCCAGCUAGUGUAUAGGAAGCAUGGUGAGAUCAAGCUAGUGUGUAGGAAGCAUGGUGAGAUCAAGGUAGUGUGUAGGAAGCAUGGUGACAUCAAGCUAGUGUGUAGGAAGCACGGUGACAUCAAGCUAGUGUGUAGGAAGCAUGGUGACAUCAAGCUAGUGUGUAGGAAGCACGGUGAUAUCAAGCUAGUGUGUAGGAAGCACGGUGACAUCAAGCUAGUGUGUAGGAAGCAUGGUGACAUCAAGCUAGUGUGUAGGAAGCACGGUGACAUCAAGCUAGUGUGUAGGAAGCAUGGUGACAUCAAGCUAGUGUGUAGGAAGCACGGUGACAUCAAGCUAGGGUGUAGGAAGCACGGUGAGAUCAAGCUAGUGUGUAGGAAACACGGUGACAUCAAGCUAGUGUGUAGGAAGCACGGUGACAUCAAGCUAGUGUGUAGGAAGCACGGUGACAUCAAGCUAGUGUGUAGGAAGCACGGUGAGAUCAAGCUAGUGUGUAGGAAGCACGGUGACAUCAAGCUAGUGUGUAGGAAGCAUGGUGACAUCAAGCUAGUGUAUAGGAAGCAUGGUGAUUAAGGCUUAUAGUUCAUUUAAAAAAAUAUCUGAUUUUGUAGCUGUAGCUGAAACAAUAUCUCAUCUUGAUACAACCGCCAACCCCACCCUCAAUAUCAAAUGAUUGAUCCCCAACAGAUCAGUCGCUGCACAUUCAGAGGUUGAUGUUCAGCAUUUUGUAUCGUAGUGCUCAACACAUUUUUGUAUAUUUAUAUUGAAGUCCUCACACAGAUUGUAUUGAUAUAUCUAUUGCUGUUAUGUUUGACAUGUUAUUGCAUAUUUAUUGUUUGAAAUUAUCCUGUGUGUUUUGUAUUUUCAGCUAGAGCUGAUUGAUUCUCAAAUGAUUUUUAUGACCAAAGUUCAUAUUUCCUUAUAUAAAAUUGAAAUUGUGGGUGUUGAAAGAUCAACAGAUCUGCAUGUGGAGAGGUGGAAGUCUGUGUGUGCCACACCAGAGCACUGUCAGUGUUCUGCAGGGGAUGUUGUGUGCAUGAGGAAUUCUUGCCUGAGAAUGUCAAGUAUCAUACAGCCUUCAACAAACACACCUGUAUCAGUAAUAGGAAAGAAACCGAUAAUUUCUCAGGGAUAAUUACAGAUGCCUUUCUUGAAUACAAUUCUUGACUAGAACUAGCUGUGACUUACGGUGACUCUGUUUCAAUGAGAAGCUGUGUUUCAUACUCUUUUUAAAAAAACCUUGUAGUGUUUAGUCUGGGGGGGGGGCUUUCCCUGUAUAGGAAUCUAAGGGUAUAAAGUCCAUCAAGGGCCUUCAUCAAGUGGCCACAAUCAAACACAGUAGCAGUGAAAAGAAAUGGGUGUCCUUAAACUUAUGUCAGUCAUAUUCGUAUAACUAUUGUGUAGUUGGAAAGAAUGUAUUGUAUGUUUUAAACAUUUACUUUGGCUGUUGUAACCUUUGUCAUGGCUCAAAAGAUCUCAUUAUAUCCUAGUACAUCUUAUAUCAUUAAAUGCUUGUAUGACUUAUAUCUUUAUAUUGUAUUCACUGUACUCUGUAUUAUUGUGCAAGCAUGUACCACAGUGCACUUUUUUGUAUACAAGCUCACAAUACAUGUGUUGUAUACAAGCCCACAAUACACACAUUGUAUACAAGCCCACAAUACACACGUUGUCCACAAGCCCGCAAUACACACAUUGUAUACAAGCCCACUAAACACACAUUGUGUACAUGCCCACAAUACACACAUUGUAUACAAGCCCACAAUACAUACAUUGUAUACAAGCCCACAAUACACAAGUUGCAUACAUGUCCACAAUACACAUGUAUACAUGCCCACAAUACACAAGUUGUAUACAAGCCCACAAUACACAAGUUGUAAAAAUGCCCACAAUAAAACACAUUGUAUACAAGCCCACAAUACACACAUUGUAUACAAGCCCACAAUACACACAUUGUAUACAAGCCCACAAUACACACAUUGUAUACAAGCCCACUAUACACACAUUGUGUACAAGCCCACAAUACACAAGUUGCAUACAUGUCCACAAUACACAUGUAUACAUGCCCACAAUACACAAGUUGUAUACAAGCCCACAAUUCACAAGUUGUAAAAAUGCCCACAAUACACACAUUGUAUACAAGCCCACAAUACACACAUUGUAUACAAGCCCACAAUACACACAUUGUAUACAAGCCAACAAUACACACAUGUAUACAAGCCCACAAUACACACAUUGUACACAAGCCCACAAUACACACAUUGUAUACAAGCCUACAAUACACACAUUGCAUACAAGCCCACAAUACACACAUUGUAUACAAGCCCACAAUACACACGUUGUAUACAAGCCCACAAUACACACAUUGUAUACAAGACCACAAUACACACAUUUUAUACAAGCCCACAAUACACACGUUGUAUACAAGCCCACAAUACACACGUUGUAUACAAGCCCACAAUACACACGUUGUAUACAAGCCCACAAUACACACAUUGUAUACAAGCCCACAAUACACACAUUGUAUACAAGCCCACAAUACACACAUUGUAUACAAGCCCACAAUACACAUGUUGUAUACAAGCCCACAAUACAAACAUUGUAUACAAGCCCACAAUACACACGUUGUAUACAAGCCCACAAUACACACAUUGAAUACAAGCCCACAAUACACACAUUGUAUACAAGCCCACAAUACACACAUUGUAUACAAGUCCACAAUUCACAAGUUGUAUACACACCCACAAUACACAAGUUGUAUACAUGCCCAAUAUGCACACAUUGUAAACACCCCCACAAUACACAAGUUGUAUACAUGCCCAAUAUACACACAUUGUGUACACCCCCACAAUAAACAAGUUGUAUACAUUGCCACAAUGCACAAACUGUAUACACGCCAACAAUACACACAUUGUGUACAAGCCCACAAUAAACACGUUUUAUACAAGCCCAAAAUUCACACAUUGUAUACAAGCCCACAAUUCACAAGUUGUAUACAUGUCGACAAUACACACAUUGUAUACAAGCCCACAAUUCACUCAUUGUGUACAUGCCCACAAUACACACGUUGUGUACAAGCCCACAAUACACACAUUAUGUACAAGCCCACAAUAAACACGUUUUAUACAAGCCCAAAAUUCACACAUUGUAUACAAGCCCACAAUUCACAAGUUGUAUACAUGUCGACAAUACACACAUUGUAUACAAGCCCACAAUUCACUCAUUGUGUACAUGCCCACAAUACACACGUUGUGUACAAGCCCACAAUACACACAUUAUGUACACGCCCACAAUACACACAUUGUGUACGCACCCACAGUACACACAUUGAAUACAAGCCCACAAUUCACACAUUGUGUACAAGCCCACAAUUCACAUGUUGUAUACAAGCCCACAAUACACACAUUGUGUACAAGCCAACGAUACACAGAUUGUGUACAAGCCCACAAUACACAUGUUGCACACAAGCCCACAAUACACACAUUGUGUACAUACAAGCGCACAAUACACACAUUGAAUACAAGCGCACAAUACACACAUUGAAUACAAGCCCACAAUACACAUGUUGCAUACAAGCCCACAAUACACACAUGGUAUACAAGCCCACAAUACACACAUUGUGUACAUACAAGCCCACAAUACACACAUUGUAUACAAGCCCACAAUACACACAUUGAAUACAAGCCCACAAUACACACAUUAUGUACACGCCCACAAUACACACAUUGAAUACAAGCCCACAAUACACACAUUGAAUACAAGCCCACAAUACACACAUUGAAUACAAGCCCACAAUACACAUGUUGCAUACAAGCCCACAAUACACACAUGGUAUACAAGCCCACAAUACACACAUUGUGUACAUACAAGCGCACAAUACACACAUUGUAUACAAGCCCACAAUACACACAUUGUGUACAAGCCCACAAUACACAUGUUGCAUACAAGCCCACAAUACACACGUUGUAUACAAGCCCACAAUACACACGUUGUAUACAAGCCCACAAUACACACGUUGUAUACAAGCCCACAAUUCACAAGUUGUAUACAAGCCCACAAUACACACAUAGUAUACAAGCUCACAAUACACAUAUUGUAUACAAGCCCACAAUACACACAUUGUGUACAAGCCCAAAAUACACAUGUAUACAGGCCCACAAUGCACAUGUAGACAAGUCCUAAGUGCUCAUAUUGUUGUAUACAAAUCUCUUGAGCUGUAUCCACUCUGGUGUUGCAUUGUGCCUCAUUAUGUCCUGUCCCAGCUGGAUUGACCUCGACUUUGUCUGGACAUCACACCAUGUCUUACCAGAGUUGUGUGGACAGCCUUGUGUGUACAGUACAUAACAUACAGGUCAGUUGUGUCAGUGAUAUAUAACAAUUGUUAUCAGAGAUGUGAUGCUAAACUGACUUCAAACUGAUCAUUUGUUUUCAUAUUAUGACUUCCUUUCACCUUGGAGAAAGUUCCAUUCCUUCUUUAUGGAAUACAUAAUGAACAAAAGGAACAGUUUCACUAUUUGACCUUGUUAUACCUUGUUCUUGAUCAUAGACCUUGCAUUCAUGUCUUGGAGCACAUUAAAUGUCUCUUCCCAAUUUAA